AUGGAAAUUGUUUCUCAGUAUUAUUCAACGAAACAUUCAUUCUGUGAUAUUUGCGGAAAAAAGUCAUUUGGAUUUAAUUAUGGGGCUCACUCUUGCAAUGCUUGUAAAAUGUUUUUCCGUCGUGCUCUGAGCACUAGAAAAAUACUUCAAUGCUCAAAAAAUGGGAAUUGCUCAACAAUCGCCGUGGAAACGGAAAAAUUCUGUCGCUUUUGCCGUUUUCACAAAUGCAUUCUCGCUGGAAUGAUCCUCGUAGAUUUCGAUCCAAUAGAAGUUAAAAUCGACUCAAAAAUUCAAGAUGAACUAACAAUAAUCAUCAAGAAAUUACAAGUUAUGGAUUCAGUUCGGGAGAAUACUUUCCGAAAUUGUAAAGUUCGUUCCGACUUGACAAUUGAAGACAUUUUCCAAAAAGGAAAGUUCAAAUUUGAGAUGAAGCCUCCGGGUACAGUAAUUGAUUUUUACAAUUGGGGAGUUAUGAAUCACUUGACUUGCAUCAGUUUUGCUCGGAAAUUGAAUUUUAUGAAAUAUUUGUCAAGUGAAGAUAUUAAAUCAAUUUUCAAAAGUUCUCAUCUUCCAUUUAUGCUUCUUGUAACUGCAAUGCAUUCAUUUUCAAGAAAAUCUGCACAAAUGGUUCAUCCAGAUGGAACUGACGUUUUCCAACAGAAAUACAAAAUCAAAUUGGAAAAUAUAAUGCAUAUUUUCUCAAUGAAAUCCGAUGUUAUCUUAUAAAUCGACUUAUUGAAAUCAAUAUUUCAAUGGAAGAAUUUCUGCUUUUGAGUGUCAUUGUUUUAUGCAAUCCAGGUAAAACAAACUAACAGCACCAAACAUGUCAAAAUCUGGAGCAAUGAUUCUAACAGAAUAUCAAAAGAAAUACAGCAACACACUUUUUCACUAUUGCCGUACAGUCAAUACAAAGUAUGGACCAUCCCGUUACAUUGAGAUUAUAUCUUUAAUUAACGUUAUCUUAAAAACUAAAUCUGAUGUUGAUAAUUUCUCAAAUAUUUUUCAUGUUAUUCAACCAGAAGAUGUUAAGUCAAAUCUUUUCUCUGAUAUUCUUUUAUUUUUGUUGGCUUGA
Messenger RNA from Caenorhabditis elegans, 1072 nucleotides. NCBI's taxonomy places the organism in Eukaryota, Metazoa, Nematoda, Chromadorea, Rhabditida, Rhabditidae. The record is from the annotation of a RefSeq genome assembly.